This is a messenger RNA of Catharus ustulatus (Swainson's thrush), 5424 nucleotides long. RefSeq names its product glutamine-rich protein 2-like. The record is from RefSeq and is a predicted model, not a curated record. Lineage: Eukaryota; Metazoa; Chordata; Aves; Passeriformes; Turdidae. The transcript has 14 exons. Bases 129 to 2036 code for a protein of 635 amino acids.
CACAGGCACAUGUGACCGGGGCUCAGGGAGGCACGGAAGAGGAGCAAGGAGGCUGCUGGCUGCCCGCAUUCCUAGCUGCAGCUUCAUUCCGAGCACGAAGUGCCUUGUUUUCAGGCAGGGCAGCAGCCAUGGUCUCGGUCAGCCUGUUAGAGCUGCUGGAUGACGCCAUCGGGACGCCCGAGGUCAAUGUCAAUUUAGAGGCGCUCCGCAGACUGCUGCGAAUCAUGUUGGAACACCUGAGCCUUCUGGGCCUGCAGGACGCGGUCCCGCAGGAGGAGGAAGGCGGGACCGGCACCGAGGCUGCGGCACGGGUCUCGGAGCAGUCGCCCGGGAAGGACGAGCUGCAGGAGACCAGGAGCAGCCCUCCUGCGGCUGCCGACAUGGGAGAGGUGGAGAAUACUGAAGCCAAAGCCACAGCUCUCUCCCAGGAGAUGGCUGAGACUAAGGCCACGCAGUCCAGCAUGGGACAGGAAAUCCAGAGGAUCAAGGAGGCACUUGGCCAGACCACGAAUCUCUGCAAGGAUCUUCGUAAAGAGAUCAGUGAAAUGAAGGCCACACAGUACCGCAUGGGAGAAGAUAUCCGGAUGAUCCAGGAAGCACUUGCCCAGAGGAACGUCCAGGAUGCUGCAAGCCAGCCAUUGGUCCUCCAUGACCAACCCACCAUUAGGAUGCAGACAGAGACCCCCAGUGCACAAAGUGGCACCACUGAUUCCCAAGCAGACCAUCAAGCUAUGGAGAGCAUCUUCAGAGACCUGUCUGAGCUCCAGGGCCAGAUGUCCUCCCUGCAGAGCCUGGCCAGAGACCUGCAGGGUGAGAAGGAAAAGAUCAGACAGCUGGAGGAUACCCUUGGAAAGCUGGAUAUGACUGUAGCCACGAGCGAAGUCGAUAGCACCAACCAGAUUCCCCUACAGCUGGAGUCUGCACUGCAGGAGAUUAAGGAGGAGCAGAAGGAGCUGAGAGAGGAGCAGAAGAUUACCAAGGCCACACUAAAGCAGCUGGUCACAGCUGACGAGCUUCAGGAGCAGCUGAAUGAGCUGAGGGCAAUGAUGGAGAAUAUGGGGCAGACACAGAGAGAGUUAGAGGAAGUGUGCCCUGACCGCAACUUGGAUAACAAGCUUUUGAGGAAGCUCCUACACCGCUGUGUAAGGCUCCAGGAGCAGGUGGACUCCCUGGUGCCCCAGCAGGUGCUGAAGUCACUGCCAGAGAAGACCCAGGAUGAGGAGUUGCUAAAGAGCAUCCAGGCCACUGUUGUGCGGGUGGAAGGGGACUGUGAGCAGCUCAGCUACAUCACGGGGAGCCUCCGGGAUGACCAUCACCAGCAUCAGAAAGAUAUCGAGGCUCUGUUCCGGUCCCUGGAGGGUCUUGAGAAGAAAGCAGACAAGGAGGACCUGCUGCUGCUGAAAGUGGACAAAGCAGCCCUGGGCAGCAAAGUUAGUUGCGCCCAUUUUGAUGCGAGCAUGGAGCGUCUGGAGGAGAGGAUACAAGACUUGCUGAGACGGGUGUUGGGCCAGGAGCAGCGCUGGCAGGAGGCGCAGCAGCGGUUCAAUGAUGCCCUGGACUUCAAGCUGGAUCGCCUGGAGCUCAGGCCUUUCCAGAAGCAGCUGGAGGAUACCUGGGCAAGGAUCAUCAAGGAUCUCAAGGAUGAGUUGUCAGUAAAGAUUGACGACGCUGCUGGAAUUAAGCAGCAGCUGCUGGUCCCUUACAAGUGCCUGUCCUGCGACCGGCACCUCAACAUGCAGGUGCCUGGCCCGCACAUUGACACACUCCCACUCUUGCCAUCGCUCUCCAGUGGCCACCUCUGUACCAUCACCAUGGAGGAACAAGCACAACAGCACGGUCAAAGGAAGCUGGUCAAUAGCAAGUUCCUCAAGUUGCAGAGCCGCAGGGGACAGGACACAUUCAAUACACCACUCAAGGGUGUCCUACACCUCUCCAAAAAGGUAGGGAUGGUGAAGGGAGAUGUUGAGCAUGUGGAGGCCACCCUGCCUCGUUUCCUCAAGGAGAGAUGGGUGGGGAGGGUUGCCUGGGGAUGCUGAAUUGGGCCCCACGUUGCAGCCAGCCAUUCUCUCUUUCCCAGCCCAGCGUGACUGAGCUGCUGGGCACAGAUGGCCACAUGGAUUGGGGCAAGGACCACAGGCCUGAGGUGUCAAAGAGGGUGCAGGAUAGGCUGGAUAUGGCCUGUCAGGAUACCAGUGGUGGAGGGGAGAGAGCACCAGCUAUUUGCUGGUGUUGGGUGAGCAGGGCUCUCUCUGCAGACCUGGGCUGGUGCAGGGAGGAUCUGGGGUCUGGUGCAGGCUGAGGAGGGGUGGAAGCAAAAAGGAGAGGGGUGACUGGCAGAUGGGACAACUGAUCCUUGGGUGUGUUCAAAAUGGAGUGCACUGUGGAGAUGGCUGUGGCCAGUGUGGGAAAAUAGCUCAUAGGUUGGAGGGCAGAGGCCAGUACUCUGUCCCUGAGUGUCUCUGUCCAUGCAGAUGCCCCUGAGCUUCAGGCUCAGGGCUUCAGGCUUCAGGCUUACCUCUGUCCUUUGCCCCCAGUUCCCACCACCUUACUAAAGCAUCAGCCAGCCAGGAUGCUCAGGGCCCUGCAUGAAGGAAAGACUGGAACAGCUGCCCAAAGGGAUUUCUUUUCAGGUUAAUAAAAAAAUUGUAACCUGCUGUGUUUGAGAUAUUCUAAGUAAGACUGAUUUCCAAACUAACCGCCCGUUUCAGAGCUGCCACCCUAAAGCUGGACAGUUGCCACAGGAAAGGGUAAAGUUUUGGUGGGGACAGGAGCAGGAGAGCUUGGCGUGAGCUCCCAGACUGGGUCAUGGGAAUAUGUGGGGGAUGUCACUCAGCCAGGUAGAAGGGCUGGGGUUGCCCCAACCCAUAGGCUGUGGAGGUGCAAGAGGUGUAGUCCCUGGGUAACUCCCCACCUAUGCUGCUGAUGCCCCUGAACUGAAUUUUGGCAAGACUGCAGCAGCACCAUGCAUCUUGGGGGAACUCAAGGUGAGCCCAAGCAGCAUUGCUCAGUGCAGCACUAUCAUCACCAUCACUGCACCCUGGGAACAAUGCAAACCUGUGGGACCCUGGCAGGGAAUGCUCAAUUUGUUGUGGAAUGUGCAGCAGUGAUGCUAGUGCCACUGCUGUCCUCACCAUCUAUGCCACCUACUGUCCCUGGUGUCCAUUAGGUGACAUAGUGUCCUGUAGGUCCCUGGUGUCCCAUAAUUGACAGUGACCAUGUAGCAGGUACAGUUCCUACACCACUUGUCUUUCCCAAGGUUGAGGCCCUGGAAGUGUCCAGUGACAUCACCCUCACCUGCUGUUCCCCAGCCCCAUGAGGAAGCCCCAGUCUCAUCCUGGGGUACAGCUUCAAGGUGUGACUCUCCAAGGGGAUAGGGACUGCCAGAGGUAGAUGAAGAGUGAUUGAUCUGUGGGGACAGGGAUGUCAGGGGCAUUGGGAAUUCUAGAAGGUUGGGGACUACCGUAGGGCUUUGGAGACAACAGGGACCUCUGGGGUUGGUAUAAGAGUCUGGGAAACACCAGGGUGUCAGGGUGCAUGCAGGGAUGCAGGUUGGGGUGAGUGUUUGGGUGCACAGGAUCCUGACUGUCCCACCAAGCCAUGGUGCUCAGCACCAAGCAGGCUCCAUUGUGGGCACCAUACGGGACACGUCUCUGUCCUCACAGCCCUACAUGCUGAUGACCACACAGCGUGGUGAGCGCUGGGUGAUGGUGGACAGGUGAGGGGUCUUCAGGAACGAAAGGGUGCCCUGCACGGUGUCUUUUUCCAUGUGGUGCUGGUCAGGCAUCCCUGGACUUUGAUCCAGGCAGUCACUACUGCAGGCCCCGUGCACCCCAACACCAUCAGCACAACAUGUUGGGGGGCCAUGGUGAAGAGGGGCAGGACGAGGGGUGCUGGGGAGCUGAAGGUGCUGGAGAAGAUUAGGGACAUCUCACCUUGGCUGCAGGGGGUCAGGAUGUUGAGGGGUGAGGAUAGCUUGGGAUUUGAGGUACCUGAGAGCCCACAGCUGGAUGCCGAGUGCCAGGUGCUAGAGCUGGGUCCAAGACCAUCUGGCAGGUCUAGACCUGCUUUUGGAAGAUAGUGGAUAUUUACUCCAGAACUUUUCUCUGUCUGGCUCCUCCUGUAUCAGAUGCAGCUGGUUUUGAAGCAAUGUAAUCUUCCCCAAUCUCGUUUAAACCCAUUGCCUCCAGAACUCCUCUGAAAACUUCAUUAACAACAUUUACUGAAUUUUCGUCAGCCAAAAUGUUAGUCAUCAAAACCUCUUCCACACUUAACAGUUCUCCUUUCCAUGGAUGAGCCCAGAGGAGCCAGGGACUCUGCAUGGGAUGGCAUCCCCUCCCCAUGUAGUGCUGGCUAUGGGGCACCUCCAGGAGGUGCCGGAACUCAUCCAAUAGCUCUGUCUGUGUGAAGGCUGCUGUAGCAUUUGUAAGCAUGGGAACAUGGAGGCAGGCUCCCUGGCCUUUGCUGAGACCCUGGCAGGAGGGUUGCACUGGAUGUGAGGCUGGCUGAAAACCUGUGGGCAGAGAGCUACUGAGGUGGGGGUCCACAGCAGGAGCUGGAGAGGAGAUGUGAGAGCAGGAUAAGACACGGUCCUGUGCCCCCAUAGGGUCCAUGAGUUACACUCUGGGUGAGGAGUGAGGGAGCAUCUCCUUGUGAUUUGGGAACCAGAGUGCUCCCUCCUGACCUCUUCUCCCAGUACACUGCAUUUACAGCAUUAAUCUUAUCUUUACAGUGGGCUUGGACCUGCUUUAAACUGUCAGUGUCCUCCUGCUUCUUGGCACCAUUAUUUUAAGGCCAGUCACAUCAAUCACUACUGGUCAAACAAAAGUGGCAAGUAUAAAGAAGUUAAUUCUUCCCCUGGGCUGGCUGUUGAGGACAGAGACAUGAGAGUCCUGAACCCUGGCCCUGACCCAGCAAAGGUGUGCAGGAGGAGCAGAGGGUUGUGGAGCUGGAGAUGGGCCCACUUCAACAUGGGCAUGUCACCCACCCCUGACAUGCAACCUUAGGGGCCUUAGAGACCCCUCACCUCCCUGGGUCCCCAACCGGCCUCAGUGGUCUCUCUCCCCCUAAGUCCUCAAUCCCCCAUUCUAGAUGUCUUUGUUCUCACAGAUCAGUUUCUCCCUGAAUAUCCUCACCUCUGGCUGUCCCUAUCCCCUGGAGGGUCCCACCUGAGGCAGCACUGCAGAGGAACUCAAAAGCACCUUGUUUAAGACACCAAUCCCAGGUUAUGAUUGACACAAUAAAUCGCUGAGCUCAACCAGUUUAUUUCAAGACAAAGUUCAGUUCAUAAUUUUUUUUUAAAUUUGGUGUGUGGAGGAUUUGGGUAAACAGCAAAGCACAGCUGUCUCACUGUAGCUUCAGGGGGAAAUUCCUCCAUGAAGGAAGUUCAGGUCUAAAGCAUGAGUCCGAACAGAGUGACUACUUUAU